AUGGCGUGGCCCUGCAUCAGCCGCCUGUGCUGCCUGGCGCGGCGCUGGAACCAGCUGGACCGCUCCGACGUGGCGGUGCCGCUGACCCUGCACGGCUACUCGGACCUCGAGGGCGAGGAGCCGGGCUCGGGGGGCGCCGCCGCCAGCAGGGGCCCGUCGCCGGCCGUCGUCGCCCGGGACCCCGGCCGGGACGUGCCGCUCACUCAGUACCAGCGCGACUUCGGCGUGUGGACGGCGCCCGCGGCGCCCCGAGACGCGGGAGCCCGCGAUGCGGCCCAGGGACGCGGGCCGGGGGCUGGCGGCCGCAGGAGCCGCGGCGCGGCGCCCCCCGCCCGGGGCGUCUACGUGCUGCCCCUCGGCGACGCGGACGCCGCCGCAGCGACCACAUCGUACAGGCAAGAGUUCCAGGCUUGGACCGGGGUGAAGCCCUCAAGAUCCACCAAGGCAAAACCAGCUCAGGUCAUCACAACCCACACUUCUGGAUGGGAUGGCAGCCCUGGACCAGGUUUCCAGGUUCCUGAAGUGAGGAAGAAAUUCACGCCUAACCCGUCAGCCAUCUUUCAAGCUCCAGCUCAGAGGAUUCUCAAUGUGUGAUGGCCCUGGUUGGGUGGGCAGCAGACACCAUGGCUGCCAGAGCACCGAGGAGCAGGCUCAGGGCCCUGGGCUGAGAGCCUGGCUCAGUCCUCUAUCAGGAGGGGCCUGAGUGCGAUGGCAUGGAGGAGUGGUACAGGGAACACACCAUCACCAGCUCCACUUGGCCUUGCCAACCUCAUGUGAAGACUUCCUGUUAACAAUUGCCAUUCGGCCUCCUUGGGCUUUUACAUCUCAGGAAGCUGAGGAAUAUGGAUGUAUCAGGUCCUCAGCAGAACCAGUUAAGCCCACUUUGGGUGGCUUCCCCAGGUUGCAUGAUAGUUUUAUUCAUUUUAUAGCCUAUGGUAACUCCAGGCAGUAUCCUUGUGUCUUCCUACAAUGGCUUGGGUGUUUCAGUCAUGGAAGGUUAUCAUCUCCUAGUGACAGCAUAGUGAUGCUGAAUCACUGGGAAUGUUUCCCAAAGAAAAGUAGGGAUCACGGGGCUUCAAGACAGUUUCUUCACAGCCAAGAUGAUCCCCAUGUUUCAGCAAGCCAUUUCUUGGGAUGAGUGAAGUAUUCAAAGUACAAGUUUCAUUUACCUGUGGUGGUUUCUAAAGGGUGGACCCUGUAUUUUAUUACCCACUUUGUUUUAACACAGGAAAGAUUAGAAGGGAACCAACAUGCACAGGCCUUAGCACUGGGAGCACUGGUGCCAAUGUGGCCUCAUCACCAGCCCUUCCUCCACCCCUGCCUCCCUCCCCCCCUCCUGCAGUGAACCUGUGGCAAGGGUAGCUCUUCAUCUUUAGAAGGCCCUUAGGUCUUAAAUCCAGCCAGUGUGGCUGCCUGGCCUGCUCUGCAUAUCAGCCCUGCAAACAUCUGAAGAGCUGAUGUGUGUGGCAUGGACGUCUCCAGUAAAGGAACCAACUUUGGCAGGAUGGUUUCUCAGCCCGCAGGUGGCUCUUGUCUAUGCAGCAUGUGGCUCCUGGUGGUGGCACUCAGGUUUCAGACCCGGAAGUGAGCAUUUCCUAACUCAGCGCCCCAGGUACUGGCUGAGGCAGCCACAGGCCUCCUGCACAGCAGCACAGGACACAUGGGGCUGAGGGUCAGUCUGAAGCUAGACUGGAACUGCUGUGCAGGAAGGGGCCUGUCACUUCCCUUGCUGGUUUGCAUGUUCCAUGUUGCUGAGUGACUGCCUGCUGGGCAUUUUAAUGUGGGAGGUGAGCAGAUUAACUGCAGUCUGACUACUAAAAUGCAAAAAUGUA
Dipodomys spectabilis (banner-tailed kangaroo rat) is the source of this 1832-nucleotide messenger RNA. RefSeq names its product MAP6 domain containing 1 (gene Map6d1). The transcript has 3 exons. Gene Ontology annotation, molecular function: calmodulin binding; microtubule binding. Gene Ontology annotation, biological process: microtubule cytoskeleton organization; regulation of microtubule cytoskeleton organization; cytoskeleton-dependent intracellular transport. Lineage: Eukaryota; Metazoa; Chordata; Mammalia; Rodentia; Heteromyidae. Gene Ontology annotation, cellular component: cis-Golgi network; Golgi-associated vesicle; microtubule. Bases 1 to 594 code for a protein of 197 amino acids. The record is from RefSeq and is a predicted model, not a curated record.